Molecule: messenger RNA, 663 nt
Organism: Penicillium brevicompactum
Lineage: Eukaryota; Fungi; Ascomycota; Eurotiomycetes; Eurotiales; Aspergillaceae
Exons: 1
Coding region: 1-663 (220 amino acids)
Source: RefSeq, a predicted model, not a curated record
AUGCCUCCCAUUGACUACUCAAAGUGGGACAACAUCGAUACAGAUUCGGACUCAGAGUCGGGAACUGAUAAAGACCCUCCAUCCAAUCCUGAUGACCCCAAGUCCACCCUCCAACCCAAGCUUCCAGCUUCAGUGUCUGAAGCCCAAGGAUCGGAGCAGACACCAGCUCCCGAUACCACAAUCAAGGCGGUGACAGUGCUUUGUGUAGGCACAGCCGGCCCCCGGACUUCGCCAACUACCAUUCUGUCGAGCCACCCUAUCUUCACCGCUGAUGUCCCGCCCAUCCCAGCUUUGCUUGACUUCCCUAUUGUCAUCCACCGGCUCGGCACCCCUGACGGCGGAAGUAUGAACUACCUCGACAACCCGUUCAUCAAGUUCCUUCACAUCAGCCCCAAGGAUGGCACUGUGCCACCCCAGUGGCAGACUGGAAUUGGGAGUGCGAUCGUCGCACGAAAGGACAAGAAGGAUUUGUCCACUGCGCACUUCGAGGCAAUCAUCAUGUAUUGCGAUCAGAUCUGGACUGAUUUUCAAGAUGGAUAUGGACCCCCGGAAGAGUUGUUCACCCGCAAUUCUUUUGUGCGGUGGUAUGAGUCGUACAAAGCGGCGUGGGCUCCGUUAUCUGGUGAGGGUUUGAGCUCGGUGCCUCCGUUGUACGAAGAUUGA